AUGACUCAGAACUACCAGCAUAUUUUGGCCAUGGUUUUUGCAGUAAAGGAGAUCAAUGAAAACCCCAGGCUCUUGCCCAAUCUCACCGUGGGUUUCCGCAUCUAUGACAGCUACAUGAAUGCAAGGUGGACCUAUCAAGCCACACUGCAACUUCUUUCUCCCUGGAACAGGCUGGCCCCCAACUACAAGUGCAACAUCAAAGACAACUUAUAUGCGAUAAUAGAAGGACUUACCGCAGCAAAAUCCUAUCUGAUUCCGAGUGUUUUGGCCAUGUACAAAAUUCCUCAGCUCCACCACUUUCUGAAAGGUCUGUCCUUUAACAACAGUGCUGGUGACAAAGUUUCCUUUAAUGAGAAUGGGGAAAUAGUUGCAGAAUUUGAUGUCAUCAAUUAUGUCACUUUCCCAAACAAAUCUGUCAUUCAAACUAAAGUGGGAAGGGUGGAUCCCCAGGCGCCUCUGGGCCAAGGAGCCAUCAUGAAUAAGGAUGCCAUUGUGUGGCACCGCUGGUUCAACCAGGUCCAGCCCCUUUCUCUGUGUAAUGACAACUGUCAUCCUGGAAACAGCAAAAGAAGGAAGGAGGGGAAGCCUUUCUGUUGCUAUGAUUGCAUUCGAUGCCCAGAAGGGAAGAUAUCAGACAAGAAUGAUAUGGAUGAUUGCAUCAAAUGCCAAAGUGAUCAAUAUCCAACCAAGGGCAAAGAUGGCUGCCUUCCCAAAACAAUAACUUUCCUCUCUUUUGAGGAACCCUUAGGAAUAAGUUUGGCUUCUGCAGCAGUUUCUUUAAUGUUUGUCACAAUAAUUAUUUUAGGAAUUUUCAUUAAGCAUAAAAAUACCCCCAUUGUAAAAGCCAACAACCGAGAUAUCACCUACAUACUUCUGAUUGCUCUUUUGUUCUGCUUCCUCUCUGCUUUGUUAUUCCUUGGCCAACCAACAAAGGUCACCUGCUUCCUCCGUCAAUCUGCUUUCAGCAUCAUCUUCUCAGUAGCUGUUUCUUGUGUGUUGGCCAAAACCAUCACUGUGGUUGUAGCAUUCAUGGCCACCAAACCAGGGUCCAACAUGAGAAAGUGGGUGGGGAAAAGACUGACCAACUCAGUUGUCUUUUCCUGCUUCCUCAUUCAAGCAGCCAUUUCUUUGGUAUGGUUGGGAACCUCACCACCAUUCCCAGAUUUUGACACCCACUCACUGACUGAAGAGAUCAUAGUAAAAUGCAAUGAAGGAUCUGUCACAAUGUUUUAUAUUGCUCUGGGCUACAUGGGGUUUCUGUCCCUCAUCAGCUUGACUGUGGCUUUCCUAGCCAGGAAGUUGCCGGAUAGUUUUAAUGAAGCCAAGUUCAUCACGUUCAGCAUGCUGAUCUUUUGCAGUGUUUGGGUCUCUUUUGUUCCAACCUAUCUGAGCAGCAAAGGGAAAUCCAUGGUGGCCGUGGAGAUCUUCUCUAUCUUGGUGUCCAGUGCUGGGUUACUGGGCUGCAUCUUUUCUCCAAAAUGCUAUAUUAUUUUUUUUAGACCUGAGUUAAACAGGAGACAGGACCUAAUAAGGCGGAAAAAAAAAUAA
Heteronotia binoei (common prickly gecko) is the source of this 1548-nucleotide messenger RNA. Its product is annotated as vomeronasal type-2 receptor 26-like. NCBI's taxonomy places the organism in Eukaryota, Metazoa, Chordata, Lepidosauria, Squamata, Gekkonidae. The record is from RefSeq and is a predicted model, not a curated record. Gene Ontology annotation, biological process: G protein-coupled receptor signaling pathway. Gene Ontology annotation, cellular component: membrane. The coding region runs from base 1 to 1548 and encodes 515 amino acids. The transcript has 4 exons. Gene Ontology annotation, molecular function: G protein-coupled receptor activity.